CGUGAGUCCCCCACUGGCUGCUCGCAAAAGCCAUCUUUGCAUUGUUCCCUCCGCCGCCCUCCUUCCCUUUUUUCGCCUCUCCGCAGCCUCCUCCUGCCGUCGCCGCUUCCCCCUUCAUCCCGCCGCACCGCUCGCCCCGGGGGGGAUUUUUUUUUCCUUUUUUUCCCCCCCCUCUUUUUGGGGGAGCUUUUUCAACUUCCCCCUUUUUCUCUGCCAAUUUUUUCUCCUGCCUCCCCCCCUUUUUUUUUUUUUUUAUUUUUCCUUCGUGGCAUCUCUCUUCCCCCCCCCUCCCCCGCGUGCCUCAACAUGUCAGACACAGCCGUGGACACCAGCUCCGAGAUCUCCACCAAGGAUCUAAAAGAGAAGAAGGAAGUCGUGGAGGAGACGGAGAACGGCAGAGAUGCGCCAGCCAACGGGAAUGCUGAGAACGAGGAAAACGGGGAGCAGGAGGCUGACAACGAGGUAGACGAAGAGGAGGAAGAAGGCGGUGAGGAAGAGGAUGAAGAAGAAGAGGGGGAUGGUGAGGAGGAGGAUGGAGACGAAGACGAUGAGGCCGAGACAGCCACAGGCAAACGGGCAGCUGAAGACGACGAGGAUGAAGACGUCGAUACCAAGAAGCAGAAAACCGAUGAGGAUGACUAGACAGCAAAAGGAAGAGAGUAAAUUAAAAAAAAAAAAGAAAAAGAAAAGAAAAGGCCACAGUGACCUGUUCACCCUCAACUUCCCGUCUCAGAAACUAAACGUGGUCACCUUCGAGUAGAGAGAGUCCCCGGCCGGCCGGCGUUGCCACCCCACGCAGACAACCCAGCGCGUUCCAACCCAACUCUGACCAAACCAACCACAACGAGAAUUUCCAACAGGGGAGGGAAAAAAAAAAACAGAACCAAAACUUCCAAGGCCCUGCUUUUUUUCUUAAAAGUACUUUAAAAGGAGAAUUUGUUUGUAUUUUUUAUUUACAUUUUAUAUUUUUGUACAUAUUGUUAGGGGGGGGGUCAGCCAUUUUUAAGUGAUCUCGGAUGACCAAACAGCCUUUGAAGUGUUCUCUGUCCAACUUCUGACUUUACUUGUGGUGUGACCAUGUUCAUUAUAAAUCUCAAAGGAGAAAAAAAACCUUGUAAAAAAAGCAAAAACAACGACAAAAAAAUACAAUCUUAUUCCGAGCAUUCCAGUAACUUUUUUUUGUGUAUGUACUUAGCUGUACUAUAAGUAGUUGGUUUGUAUGAGAUGGUUAAAGGCCAAAGAUAAAAGGUUUUUCUUUUUUUUUUUCCUUUUUUUUUUUUUGUCUAUGAAGUUGCUGUUCAUUUUUUUUUUUUUUUUGGCCUGUUUGAUGUAUGUGUGAACGUGUCCAACAAUAAACCGGAAUUUUAUUUUGCUGAGUUGUUCUAUCGAA
Messenger RNA from Ornithorhynchus anatinus (platypus), 1390 nucleotides. It is a transcript of the gene PTMA, whose product is annotated as prothymosin alpha. The record is from RefSeq and is a predicted model, not a curated record. Bases 307 to 642 code for a protein of 111 amino acids. Gene Ontology annotation, molecular function: histone binding. Gene Ontology annotation, biological process: negative regulation of apoptotic process; positive regulation of transcription by RNA polymerase II. Gene Ontology annotation, cellular component: nucleus. The transcript has 5 exons. Lineage: Eukaryota; Metazoa; Chordata; Mammalia; Monotremata; Ornithorhynchidae.